AUGGCGACUAUCGAGCGCAAUCCCAAGGACUCGAUGAAGUCGACAUGGCGAACCGCGGACCGCAGCCAGUGGAGUUUCGCCCACUGGUUUUACGAGUUAUUCGACCUUCAUCUCGUGGAUCUUGACGUACAAGUGCCUGUUCACGACAAGAGCGACAAGAUGCCAUAUGUUCCUGAGCUCGUCAUGCACCGGUGGAUACUUACGCACGCCGUUGUGCCUGUCGCGAUCCAGCAGGCCUAUUGCAUGUACACUGGGCAGAACCUGAGCCCUCUUCUCACCUUGAUCCUUUACUCGGCGGCGUUCAAGUUCAAUGCUAUUCGUCAGCUCAAGACCAUGCGUGUUAUGGGCCAGCAAGUCGGCUUUUUGGAUGGCGAUGAGCACGACCGCGAUGGCAUCCCUGAUGUUGGUGUCCUCAAGGUCUUCCUCUCCCUAAUUUACACUUCCAUCUCGCGACCAGUCUUCACCGUUCUGUUAAGCUAUCGCGCCGUCAUAGCGCCGCAAGACAUCAACUGGGCUUGGCUUCCCGUCGAAAUCGGCUUCUAUGGCAUCAUCCUCGACUUCUGGUUCUACUGGUACCACCGCCUCAUGCACGAUGUCUCUUUCCUCUGGAAGUACCACCGUACCCAUCACUUGACGAAGCACCCGAACCCGCUUCUGACCCUCUACGCCGACACCGAGCAGGAGAUUUUCGAUAUUGCUGGCAUCCCCAUCAUGACCUGGGUCACCAUGAAGCUUAUGGGCUUUCCUAUGAGCUUUUACGAGUGGUGGUUCUGCCACCAAUACGUCGUAUUCGCCGAGCUUGCUGGCCACAGCGGCCUUCGUCUCCUGGCUAACCCCCCCAGCACUUUCACCUGGAUACUGAAGUUGUUCAACGCCGAGCUUGUCAUCGAGGACCACGACCUUCAUCACCGGAAGGGUUGGAAGAAGAGCGGCAACUACGGCAAGCAAACUCGCCUGUGGGAUGUUGUCUUUGGCACUUGCAAGGACCGUAUCGAAACUAAAUCCGACAAAAUUGACUGGGACACUGCCAUUGGUAUGCCUGCAUUUUAA
This is a messenger RNA of Akanthomyces muscarius, 1050 nucleotides long. RefSeq lists its product as uncharacterized. Gene Ontology annotation, biological process: ergosterol biosynthetic process. The record is from RefSeq and is a predicted model, not a curated record. Bases 1 to 1050 code for a protein of 349 amino acids. Gene Ontology annotation, molecular function: iron ion binding; C-4 methylsterol oxidase activity. The transcript has a single exon. NCBI's taxonomy places the organism in Eukaryota, Fungi, Ascomycota, Sordariomycetes, Hypocreales, Cordycipitaceae.